This is a messenger RNA of Pollicipes pollicipes, 1907 nucleotides long. Its product is annotated as MFS-type transporter SLC18B1. Gene Ontology annotation, biological process: transmembrane transport. The record is from RefSeq and is a predicted model, not a curated record. Gene Ontology annotation, molecular function: transmembrane transporter activity. The transcript has a single exon. Bases 161 to 1576 code for a protein of 471 amino acids. Lineage: Eukaryota; Metazoa; Arthropoda; Thecostraca; Pollicipedomorpha; Pollicipedidae.
CAGUGAGCUAGGCGCGCCGGGAGCUGUGCGGCGCUCGGCCAGCAGGUGCUACAGGAGCCAACGGGCACGCAGUGUGCAGCAGCUGUCCCCAGUGACAGCAUAGCCGCGACGACGAGCAGAACAAAGCGACGAGCGGCGGGAGACUCGUCUCAACACGAACAUGACGACGAGUGAUGGUGAGAGCGUGAGCGACCGGACCAGGCUGCUGGGGCGCCUCCACGAUAGCGAUUACGAGGCGUGUGCGAAGCGCGAGCCACCGCCGGACGCCGGGCCGUCCGACGCUACCGGCUCGUCCCCGUCGUUUAGUCGCGAGCAGAAGGUGCUGCUGGCCUGCCUGUGCUCCGGCAGUCUGAUGGGCGGCUGUCUGGUGGCCCUGAUGAUCCCGUUCUUCCCGCUGGAGGCACGCGAGCGCGGCGUCUCGCAGACGGUGACAGGCGCCGUGUUCAGCUGCUUCGCGCUGACACAGCUGGUGGUGUAUCCGCUGACGGGCCGCCUGGUGCCUCGCGUCGGAGCCAGCCGCAGCUACAGCCUCGGCCUGGCGCUGGCCGGCGUCUCGACCGUGGCGUUUGGCGUGCUGCCGAUGAUCGGCGACACGCGCGCCUUCAUCGCCGCCUGCUUCGUGACGCGCGUGGUGGAGGCGGUGGCGAUCAGCGCGCUCAACACGGCCGCGCUCACCGUCGUCGCCAACAAGUUCCUGGAGCGCACCAACACGGCCGUCGGCAUCACUGAGACGAUGACGGGCGUCGGCAUCUCGCUCGGUCCGGCCAUCGGCGGCGGCCUGUACCAGCUGGGCGGCUAUGGGCUGCCGUUCUACGUGCUCGGCGUGCUGAUGCUGACGUGCGCUGGACUCACGGCGCUGCUCAUGCCGUCCGUGUGCAAGCCGGUGCGGCAGACGGGCCGGCUCUGGCCCAUGCUGCGCGUGUUGGUCGGCUCCGCCGAGGUCUGGCUGUGCUGCGUGAUGCUGCUGACCGUCUCCAUGAACUGGACGGCCAUCGACCCGAGCAUCGAGCCGUACGUGUUCGUCGCAAUCGGCAUCACGCCCGCGCAGCUGGGGCUCUACUUCCUGGUGGCCACCGGCGCCUUCACCGUCUUCUGCGCGGCCUGGGGGCGGGUGCACGACUCCCUGCACAACACUUACGCGCUGACGACGCCUUGCUUGGUGGGCGCGGCACUCGGGCUGCUGCUGCUGGCGCCGUCACCGCUGCUGUACGGUCUGCACCCCUCCUGGUGGCUGCUCGGAGUCGGCCUGACCGUUAAGGAAAUCUCGCAGGGCGGAACCUUCAUCCCGCUUUUCAACAAGAUCUUCAAGGCCUGCCUGGCGGGCGGACUCGAAAAUACGGUUGUUACACAGUCGUUCGUGUCCAGCGUAUUUUGGACGGUGUUCUCAGUGGGCAAUGUGGUGGGGCCCACUGCGGGUGGCAUGAUCAUCGACGCAUCAAGCUUUCCGGUGAUGACAACAGCGCUGGCCGGCUGGACGCUGUUGGUUGCCACAGCGUCGGCCAUCCAGGCGUUCAGGGUGUACUUCGAGUCUCGUUCCCCCCGCUGCUCAAUCGCAAUGCCCAAUAGGUCGGAGUGAAGCCUCAAUGGUCCGAAUAUGGAGCAAAAUCUUCCAAGAGCGGGAAACGACAGGCCACUGAUCUUUAAACUGAAGGCUUCGCAUGACAUUCGUAAACAAUUGAAGGUCCUCGUGGUCCUUGCCCGUAUCGUGUUAUCAACACCACUGUCCUGAGUGUUGUCAGGAGCAGAGCUCCAGUUUCGGAUCUCGUCGCAUCGAGAAGUGUCGUAGAUAACUGAAAUGCGUGCUCUGUGAAGCUCGGAAGUGCGCUUUGUAGUAUAUCGUUACACGAGAUAACUUCUCGAACAAUUGGUCUCUCUCUCUCUCUCUCUCUCUCUCUCUCUCUCUCUCU